AUGUCUGCGCCUGCUAAAUCGGAGCCUGAGCCACAAAAGUCGAGGCUUCACACGCCCCAGUGGGUGUCGCUCGUGGCCGGAGGAAUUGCUGGUGGAGUGGAAGCAGCCAUAACGUAUCCAUUUGAGUAUUCAAAGACACGCGUUCAACUGUUGAAUGACAGUGCUAUUCGGACGUCCAAUCCUCUCAGUCUCAUCAUCCAAGUUGCGAGACAGGAAGGUGUGGGUGCUCUGUACACAGGGUGCUCAACUCUUGUCAUCGGAACGACUGCAAAAGCCGCUGUCCGGUUCGUAUCAUACGAUACAAUCCGCAACUCUCUUGCAGAUGACCUGGGUGUUCUCUCAGCUGGCCGGGGUAUGCUUGCCGGAAUGACCGCCGGCGCUGUAGAGAGUGUACUCGCAGUAACACCGACCGAGAGAAUUAAAACAGCACUAAUCGACGAUGCAAAAGGCGCUCGACAAUUCAAGUCGGCCAUACAUGCAACUCAAGUUCUAGUACAAAGGCAUGGUAUCACCGAGCUUUAUCGGGGUCUUGUCUCCACGAUGAUGAAGCAAUCGGCCACUUCUGCAGUUCGUAUGGGAACAUACAACGUGCUCAAAGAAGCCACCAAGGCUAGGGGCAUCAAGACAAACGUGUUCACGACGUUCGGCAUCGGUGCCUUCGCGGGUGUAGUUACUGUCUACGCUACACAACCAUUUGAUACCAUCAAGACGCGUGCACAGGGGGUCCAAGGGGCUGGGAUUGUUGAAGCCUCCCGGAGCGUUAUUCGCGACUACGGGAUUCGGGGGUUUUGGAAGGGUAGUUCCAUGCGACUGGGCCGGCUACUUCUGAGUGGUGGCAUCGUAUUUUCUGUCUAUGAAGAGAUAGCCGCCAUUCUGUCUCCCGGGACGCAUCGAUAG
This is a messenger RNA of Penicillium samsonianum, 897 nucleotides long. Its product is annotated as Mitochondrial carrier protein. Gene Ontology annotation, biological process: mitochondrial citrate transmembrane transport. Lineage: Eukaryota; Fungi; Ascomycota; Eurotiomycetes; Eurotiales; Aspergillaceae. Bases 1 to 897 code for a protein of 298 amino acids. The record is from RefSeq and is a predicted model, not a curated record. The transcript has 5 exons.